CAUCCACGAUCAUCUCUUUGUCAAUCAUAGAAGAGCAUUUGUAUUUUCCGAUAUAUAAUUUUACAGUGGUUUCAUACUUUUGACUACACAAAUUAUAACCGUGCUGUGUAAGAUUCAUAAAGUUUGGUAAAUUUAUCUUUCUCUUUGUAAUUACUCCGAAAAGGAAUAAUUAUAAUACAUACCGAAAAAUCACUUUUUGGAUUUCACAAUGGAAGUUGAUGGCGAUGCGCUGGCAGUAAUAGAAUGUAGACACAAAAAGGAAAAAAAAGAGGUACAAGCUAAAAUUCAAGCUCUGAAGAAAGCUGCAAAAAACGAUAAGACAAAGAAGAAAGACCUUGUUGCCGAAGUGGCUAGGCUAGAAUCUGAACUUGAAGAGCGUCAUAAACAUGAAAUAGAAUGUGCCCAAACAGAGGUGCUUGUGAAUGACACAGAUGAGAUAACAGAAACUGAGCCAGUAAAGUUCAAAGUUUCAAAAGCUCAAAGAAGGAGGGAUAAGAAAUCGCAACAUGCAAAAGAACGAGAAGAAGAAAUAAAACAGCAAGAAAAGGAAAAUGUUCACGGCCCUAGGAAUAUGGAAAUGCAAUCUCUAAACACUAAGUUAAAAGAGAAAAAGUUGAAGAUAUUCCAUAUUCCUUCAGAUGGUGAUUGUUUGUACAAAGCUAUUGCUCAUCAACUGGAACUUAAAAAAAAUCAAGUGCUUUCUGUAGAUGAAUUGAGAAAAAAUGUUUCUAACUACAUUAGGCAGAAUAAGGAUGAUUUUAUCCCAUUCAUGAGCCACCCAGAUACAUGUGAUAUGCUCACUGAAGCUGAAUUUGAACAAUAUUGUGAUAAAAUAACUGAAACUAAAGUCUGGGGUGGUCAAUUAGAAAUUAGAGCACUUUCAAACUCAUUAAAAUGUCCAAUAAAUGUGAUACAAGCUACGGGUCCUGAAUGCAUUGAACAAGGAGCAGAGUUUGACAAUCCUCCCUUAGUAAUCACCUAUCAUAGGCAUAUGUACAGUUUAGGGGAACAUUAUAACUCAACUUGUGUUAUUGAAGCUGAAAGUGCCUAAAUAAAUAUAUGUUUUGGGUUUAAUUAAGGAA
Manduca sexta (tobacco hornworm) is the source of this 1082-nucleotide messenger RNA. Its product is annotated as deubiquitinase OTUD6B. Lineage: Eukaryota; Metazoa; Arthropoda; Insecta; Lepidoptera; Sphingidae. Bases 209 to 1051 code for a protein of 280 amino acids. Gene Ontology annotation, biological process: protein deubiquitination. Gene Ontology annotation, molecular function: cysteine-type deubiquitinase activity. The record is from RefSeq and is a predicted model, not a curated record. The transcript is spliced from 2 exons.